Pimephales promelas (fathead minnow) is the source of this 3737-nucleotide messenger RNA. RefSeq names its product epsin 1a (gene epn1a). The record is from RefSeq and is a predicted model, not a curated record. Lineage: Eukaryota; Metazoa; Chordata; Actinopteri; Cypriniformes; Leuciscidae. Gene Ontology annotation, cellular component: clathrin vesicle coat; endosome; plasma membrane. Gene Ontology annotation, molecular function: phospholipid binding; clathrin binding. Gene Ontology annotation, biological process: endocytosis.
AAACGGAAGCGGAAGUGCCGCCAUCUCCUCAGACCAGCCGAGCAACAGCAGGGUCAGUGCUGACGGUUUUUGAGAAAGUAACGUUAGCUCUGUUAUAUCAGUAGAAUCGGUUUUGUGACACAUUACAUAUUUAAAUGACGAACGCGACUCGAGAGGUGAUAGUUGUGAAAGAAAACCCCUGUCGCUUCAAUCUGUCACGCACUCACGCGCGUCUCUUUAUGAGUUGAGUUAGCAUAGCGCAGCGCUCACGCCUCUAAAUGAGUGUUUUUAAUUCAGCGCCGUGACAGAGACAACAGCGCUUUCCUUUACUCCCGUCUUCUCCGGUAAUAACCCGCUUUCUGCUGUUCGGCUGGAUGUCUGGUCGUGUUUGAGGGGGGGGGGAACUGAAGCUCAACGUUGUUUCACCCCACAUCUGUGGUUCCGGGCCCUCAUGUGGCCGCCGUGCGGAGGUUUGGAACAGUGGACAGGUUAAACACUGAGAGACCCCGACCUGAGCACGCACAUAGAGAAAGACCGAGAGGGGGGGAGAGAGACUGACACUCCCAGAUUUUGCAGAACCUGAUAGCCAGCCUGUUGCCAUGUCGACAUCAUCGCUGCGGCGACAAGUGAAGAACAUUGUUCACAAUUACUCAGAGGCGGAGAUAAAGGUGAGGGAAGCAACCUCUAAUGACCCAUGGGGUCCCUCUAGCUCUCUGAUGUCAGAGAUUGCUGAUCUGACAUACAAUGUAGUGGCCUUCUCAGAGAUUAUGAGCAUGGUCUGGAAGAGACUCAACGACCAUGGGAAGAAUUGGAGACAUGUAUAUAAAGCUAUGACUCUGAUGGAGUAUCUGAUCAAGACAGGAUCAGAGCGAGUGGCACAGCAAUGCAGGGAAAACAUCUACGCUGUUCAGACACUCAAAGACUUUCAGUACAUUGACAGAGAUGGCAAGGACCAGGGUGUGAAUGUACGGGAAAAGGCCAAGCAGCUGGUGACUCUGCUAAAAGAUGAGGAGAGGUUAAGAGAGGAGAGAAUCCAUGCACUCAAGACCAAAGAGAAGAUGGCACAGACCAGCAGUGCAUCUUCGGCCCCUUCUGCUCCUGCUUUAGGGGGAGGAGUGCACUCAGGAGCAGACGCUGAGCAGGCGUGGCCCCAGAGCUCCGGAGAGGAGGACCUGCAGCUCCAGCUGGCACUGGCCAUGAGCAAGGAGGAGGCAGAGCAGACUAGCAAAGACCCUCUGGAAGAUGCAGAGAUCCGCUACGCACUCACAGUCAGCCAGGAGACUCACCAAAAGGAGGAGCGUCUGCGCAGGGGAGACGACCUGAGGCUGCAGAUGGCCAUCGAGGAGAGUAAGAGGGAGAAAGCCAAGCCCGAGGAGUCGUCUCUGAUGGAGUUGAGUGUCGUAGAUCCUUGGGGGGCCCCUGCAUCGGGCUCCGCGGGACCCUCUCCUCCACCCACUUUGGCUCCUGCUGCAUCCACCGCUGGGCCUUGGGGCCAGGCCGACCCGUGGGGGGCCGCCUCCCCCGCCUCUCCCCCGAGUGCCGAUCCCUGGGGAAGAGCACCAGCGACAGUAGUCCCAGACCCAUGGGGUGACUCGUCCUCUAGAGUGAACUCUGACCCCUGGGCAUCCACAGCUGUGACCCCUCCAAGUGCCGACCCUUGGGCUCACUCGGUGGCUCCGGCUCCUACUCCGCUCUCAGGGUCAACCGAUCCCUGGGCAGCGGAAGGAGCCGCCCCUGCCACUGACGGUCUGACCUCUGACCCCUGGAGUGGCUCGGUUAAACAAACUAAUGGCACAGCAGAUCUAGAGAGAAGAGGAUCCUCGUUGACAGGAGGUGAUGUGGGAGGUGGAGGCAGCACAGGCUCUCCGGUGCCCUUUGACCUUUCAUCGCUCGGUUCCUCCUUGCCUGUUCGAAAAACGCCAGAGUCAUUCUUGGGCCCCAAUGCAGCGCUCGUGGAUUUAGACUCACUUGUAUCAUCAAAACCCAAACCUAAACAACCUCCACCGCCAAGCAUCUCCUCAACAUCUCACAACCCCUUUCUACAGACACAGGGUCCCUCCUCAACAGGUAUGGGAGUUACCCCGGGCAGUACCAUUUCCAGUAGAGGGGUGUCUCCGACCCCAUCUUCCACUUCUAAUCCCUUUGGCGUGACCCCGAUGGCAUCCAUCUCUCCUCAACCUUCUUCACUUGGUUUGAGCCAGCUCCGUACAAGCCCUGUUCCCCCAAACCCUAUGCUGGGUCACAUGGCUCCACCAACAGUGGGAAUGGUUCAGCCAGGGAUGACCAUGCCAGUAAUGGGGGUCCCUAUGGCGGCCCCUGGUAUGGGCAUGGGAAUAGUACAGUCCAGCUCAAUGGGCAUGCCUUUUGGUGGAAUAUCCCCCAUGGGUCCUGCAGGAAACCCCUUGCUGAUGGGCUCAGGAGGCCCUGCGCAGCCUUCACUGAUUUUGGGUGGGCCGUCUGGGGUGGGCGGAGUAAUGGGAACAGGAGGUUCCAUGGGAGGUGGAACCACAGGCACAAGCACCAAUCCUUUCCUCCUUUGAGAGAUUUCACCAAUCCCACGUUACCCUAUCCACUCAACAACCAAUCCAAACCUGCCCUACCAACACAAACAGUUUGUGUUUGACAAAAAAGAAAUGUGUGUACAUCUCUAUAUUUAAUGAAAAAGUAAAAACAAAAAUUUGUUAUUUUCUUUCACAAAACAGCAUUUCAAUUAUUAUUAUAUAUAUAUUUUUUUUCAUUUUAUUUUACACCGUAUUUGGAGUAUUUAUUUCCCCUUUCGUUCAAUUUUUUUUUUCUUUGACAGACAUGGAUGAUUGGCAGGUUCAUUCAAUGAAUGCAGGUUGUUAAUAUUGUUAUAUUAUUAGGAUGAUUGUUAUUGCUCAGUAACAGGAAGAUGAAGAUACGGGAGGAGGAAAACAAGCCACUAAUGAACUCAAUCAUACACCCCUUUCUCCCUCUUUCAUUGAGGCGAACCUCUGAUGAAAGAGUAACAUGAAGGAUGACUGACGGGCUUGAGAAGUAUUCAGCUGUUGGUUUUAUUCACAACUCUACUAAAAAUCAUCAAUAGAUGUAUUACUUUUAAUUUAAUUUAAUGUGUAAUCUUGUGUAAUUUAUUUUAAUCGAAUGUGUUUGACUCCUGGGAACGAUUAAACCGAGGAAAAUCGCACUGGAUAUUGCCAUUGAAACAGAUGCCUGCUUGGUUUCCUUUGACCUGCGAAAUUUCAGUGCACGUCAUGUGGUUCUUAUACAGAGGAGCAGGGGCUGUAUGGGUGCUUGUGUGUGAGUAUGAGAGCAUGUAUGAUGUGUCCAGUGUUUUCACUUGGCCCACGGCUGUGCUUCUGAUGGGGUUUUAUCAGCAUAGUCACACUUUCAGCAUAAUGGUUAUUUUCAGCCAUUUAUUUUUACAGUCGUAAGAAUCAAAGCAUUCAACACCUGUUCACGUGAGAAACAGCACCUGUGUCUUUGCAUUUCACCUCAGCACCUUUUUACUUUGACAUUUACACAGAGAAUGGGAAUUGUUCACGAUUAUGAAAAUGGAAAAGAGUUAUCUGAAUGAUUUAUGUGAAAUCAUAAUGUAAAAUUGGGGAAUGAAUGACAUGAUUCAUGCUGUUAUUCUUUAUUUACUUUCAAUGAAUUAUUUUAUAUAUAUGAAAAUUUUAGAGAUGUUUCUCUAAUAUUGGCUAUGGUCAAAAAUUGUGCGGUGUUGACUGUAAACAUUCACAUUGAAAAAUAAAAUGGAGAAAAAAAAAUCUAAGAAA